AUGGCGAAAAAUAUAACCUCAAAUUUUGAGUGCUCAACGAACAUUAAUAAUGACAUUAAAACUAAUAGCAUACACCCUUGUGCCUGUGACUUUCGUGUCGAAAUAUUUAAUUGUCCUGAAGCCAAUUAUUUACACAACUUAUACAUAGCAAGUAUAAUUGGAUGUGCGUUAGUACUAAUCAGUUUAAUACCUUUAUUGAUAUAUCGAACGAAGUGCAAAAAUGGAAAGUUUGAAAGGAACUUUAAUGCUCGUGGUGGUGGCAGCAUUGGAAGACAACACAAUAAAAAGUAUUCGCCUAGGUUUUCGAAUUUGGUGUUAUCAGGAAUUGCAAAUAAUAAGCCAGUUUUUCAACCGAGACCUGUGGAAACAUAUUACUUGAUCCACAUAGCAGCGCGAUUGGUUACAUCUACGAUGAUUGUCAAAGAUAUCCUACCACAGUUUGCAUGGAAAGAAUUUUUAAACGAAUUUCCUUGGACAUUUGGAUAUAUGGGAAUUGGAAUGUAUUUAAUUGGGAUUAUGUAUGUUGAUGUAGAAACACAACAAUUAGUAUUAGCACCUAAAAGAAGUAUUUCACAUCAUUACCACACCUUGACACCGGAAAAACUGGAUAUUUUCGGAUGGCUAAUAGUAAUAGUUCCAUUCACCACUUUGAAUAUACUGGCUAUACUUUCCGGUGUAUUUCGAGAUUAUGGUCAUAGAACAUUGGCUGACAUUUUAGUAAAGAUUCAUUAUGCGUGGUGGGCAUUAUUAUGUUUCUUGAUGGCAGCCGGCUUAUUUUAUUUCGGUAAUCGAUUAUUGACUAUAUUACGUGGUCAAUUAAAAGAGUUUACUGGGCCUGGAUGUGUUGCAGGUGCAUUGUCGAAAAUGCAAUUGGAAGAAAUCAGGCGAAGAUUGUUAAAAUUAAAAGUAAUACUUUCUUGUAUGAUUGCUACGAUGUUAUUCUUCACUAUAUCACUAUUUAUUUUUGCAUUUUUUCGUGAAUACACGUUAAUUCAUGCGAGCAAAUUUCUGUCAUUCACUUGGAUUCUACUCUCUCCGUUUAUGAUUUUGAUAACUGUUAUAGCAAUAGCGAUCAAUACGAUAAAAGACGAAACAACAUCAUCGACAAUCAAUUAUUUUUCCUUGUAUGUGCCAUCAUGGCCUCCAUCUUCUCCACUACCAAUAAUAUCAGAAAGCAGCAACGUCAAUCCCAAUCCGAAUUACAAUCCGUCUUGGGCAUCGCCACCAAUGAUGCACGGUUUUGACUGGCCAUCGCCACAACCGCAAAUAACGAAUAAUUUAGAAGCAUCGCCUUCAUCGAAUCAAUCGAUAACUUCAUCCAACACAAAUAACUUUACUAAUAACAAUCAUCAUAAUAAUUAUCCACGUCGAAAAAAUUCAGCUUGGUAUCGAGAUGGGGGGUUUUAUCGUUCGAUUACCAUGUCAAUACUUUCUUCGUUUGGUACGCAACCUUUAGCAUCACAAUCGCAACAGAGCGCAAUUGGAAUAGCUGAUUCCCAUGGAAGGAAAUCAAGUGCCGGAAUUCCGUUAUUAUGA
This is a messenger RNA of Ambispora gerdemannii, 1536 nucleotides long. Lineage: Eukaryota; Fungi; Glomeromycota; Glomeromycetes; Archaeosporales; Ambisporaceae. The record is from the annotation of a GenBank genome assembly.